UGAAAACGAUCCCACCUGCACUUCAGAUGACUGUUGUAGAGCUUACUCUUUACAGGCUAAAAGAAAAUAUUGGCAAAAUGCUCCAGUGGCACUAAGCUAUUUGCAGUCCAUUAUCUUUAAAGAUUUGUAACCACUACGAGUGUGUGAUCAGAGAGCAGACAAAGUGGGAGGGAAGGAUUCAGGACUUUUUUACCAGAGACUUCUUAAAAGCCACAAUGCAUCCAAGAGUGUCCAGGAUCUAACAGAACUGUUAUCUGGUGUGAUUAAGUGCCCUAUAUGGGUGGUAUGAGUAAUAGACUGAUCUCACUCAGACAGAUCCCCAGACAACACCCAGCAUUACUUACACCGGGCGCACCGUAAGGCUUUUCUCCCCGCUGCUGAAACUUGUCAAGACAACACUGCCUGGAGCAUCAUGUUGCAGACAAUCAAAGAGUGGCUGUGGUGGGAACGUCUGUGGCUUCCAAAAAGAGUCUCCUGGGCAGAUCUCGAGGACAAAGAUGAUCGCAUUUAUGCCAAAGCCUCUCAACUUUAUGAUGCGGUGCCUUGUGCCCUCUGCCUGCUGGUGGUCAGAUAUCUGUUUGAAAGAUACUUAGCCAUGCCGCUGGCUAAUGCUCUUGGGAUCAGAGACAAGGUGCGUCUCACAGCUGAGGAAAACUCAAUCCUAGAAAAGCACUUCUGUAGACAAGCCAGGAAUCCAUCACGGGCUGAUGUUUGGUCUCUGAGUAAGAAGACCGGUUGGCCAGAGAGGAGAGUAGAGGUGUGGUUCAGGAGGAGGAGGAACCAGGAUCGACCUGGACUUCAAAAGAGGUUCUGCGAGGCCAGUUGGAGAUGUGUGUUUUAUCUUUGUGCAUUCCUUGGAGGACUGUUGGCCCUUUAUGAUAAACCCUGGUUUUAUGAUCUAAGGGAGGUUUGGACAGAAUUUCCUAAACAGUCCAUGCUCCCAUCGCAGUACUGGUAUUACAUAUUGGAAAUGGGCUUCUACCUUUCUCUGCUCCUCAGCCUAACGUUUGAUGUGAAAAGGAAAGACUUUCAAGAGCAGGUCAUUCACCAUGUAGCUACAUUGAUACUUCUGAGCUUUUCCUGGAUUUCUAACUAUAUUCGUAUCGGAACCCUUGUGAUGGCAGUUCAUGACUCUUCUGACAUAGUCCUUGAGGGGGGGAAAUUGUUUAACUACGCCAAAUGGAAGAAGACUGCUAAUGUCAUGUUUGUGGUGUUUACACUUGUCUUUAUGAUGACAAGGAUUGUUAUUUUUCCCUUCUGGCUCAUUCACUGUACAUGGGUGUACCCACUGGAUCACUAUGACCCCUUCUUUGGCUACUAUUUCUUCAACUUGAUGUUGCUGGUUCUGCAGAUUCUUCACAUCUACUGGGCUUUUCUAAUAUCGAGAAUGGCUUACACGUUUAUCUUCAACAAGCAACUGGAUGGCGAUGUCCGGAGCGACCAUGAAGAGGAUGACAGUGACUCGCCAAAGGAUAUAAAACCCAAACUGAGUCACAUGAAUGGUGCCAUAAAUGGUGCCAGAGGUCGAACUAACGGUCACUGACUCGUACAGAGAAAAAAGGAUGUCCACUGCAGAUAGAUGUACUUGAGUUAAAUUUAAAAAAAUUUAAUAGAGUGAAAUUGUUUUGAUAGAACUGUGAAGGAACCUAAAUACUGUGAUCUUCUAUUAGCCCUAGUUAAAAUAUAGGAUUAACAGUUUAUUGUCUUUACUUGUAUUUUUAUGUUAGGGUUACAAACUGGCAUGAUCAUAAAAAAACAAGGGUGAUUUUGCAUCUUGAAAUCACAUGUUUCUGUUUAUGCUGCAGCAUUUGAUCAGACUUUAUGUAUUUAUAACAUUUUAUGACUGUGUUCGUGUCUUUAGGGCACUGUAUAUCAGUAUUUAUUUUGGUCCUGUUAAUAAUGUGGGAGGCAAGCUAUGAAAGAUUGGAUGCUCACUGUAGCACCACCACGCCCUCUAGUGACAGCUAGAAACCCGGUCAGAGCUCGUAUCCAGGGAAACCGUCUCUAUAGAAACCGCUACGCAAACCAUGCGUUGUAGCUUUAACUGAAGCUGUCGACGUCUGUUAGAUUAUUGGCGGAUAUAUUUAUUUACUUUUCCCAGUCAAAAUGGCUUGUAAGAGAAUAUUUCGGCCUAAAGUGAAAACAGGAAACUGGAAUGAAGACCUGGUCCUAGAGGAGG
Messenger RNA from Girardinichthys multiradiatus, 2179 nucleotides. It is a transcript of the gene cers3b, whose product is annotated as ceramide synthase 3b. Gene Ontology annotation, cellular component: membrane. The transcript is spliced from 13 exons. The coding region runs from base 413 to 1543 and encodes 376 amino acids. NCBI's taxonomy places the organism in Eukaryota, Metazoa, Chordata, Actinopteri, Cyprinodontiformes, Goodeidae. Gene Ontology annotation, biological process: ceramide biosynthetic process. Gene Ontology annotation, molecular function: sphingosine N-acyltransferase activity; DNA binding. The record is from RefSeq and is a predicted model, not a curated record.